Aspergillus welwitschiae is the source of this 1426-nucleotide messenger RNA. RefSeq names its product alpha/beta hydrolase family protein. The coding region runs from base 1 to 1293 and encodes 430 amino acids. The transcript has a single exon. NCBI's taxonomy places the organism in Eukaryota, Fungi, Ascomycota, Eurotiomycetes, Eurotiales, Aspergillaceae. The record is from RefSeq and is a predicted model, not a curated record.
AUGGCGCAACCAAAUCACCCGUACUAUGUUCAGAAAUCAGUGGAUAAGGUGCAAUCCUUCCCUUUUCAUAGAUCAGUCAGUAGUCUAUGGGAAGAAAAAUGGAAGAACCUCGCCCAUUCUGGUCUUUAUCCCUUUGGAGAUGGGAAAGGAGAGGAUUUUGACCAGAUCUUUACCCAGUUGAUCAAAGAGAGUGGCGAUGACCCAUCUGUCUUAUAUGACCCAGAUAGAUACGCCAAACCGUUCUUUCCAGUUGCCGACGAUUUGGUCCAACGCGCCAAGGAGUAUGAAACGGUCGGGGACCUUGAAAACGCGCGAGAUUUGUUCUUGCGUGCCGGAUCGGUAUACCGCAUCGCGCGUUUUCCGAUUCCCCGCUCGCCACUGGGCAAAAAGGCGUGGGGGCUUGGCAGGGAGGCUUAUUUGAACGCUUCUCCUUAUCUCUCGCCACCAAAUGUGGAAGUCCAUAUCCCGCAUCGACACGCCUCCCUUGAAGCAGGUGAAUCCAAGGACGCCAUCAUCGCUGCUUUCCUCCGCUUCCCCAAUAAUAGCACAAAGCCGGAAUCUGGUUGGCCGCUUUUGCUUUUUAUCUGUGGCCUGGAUGCCUAUCGAACGGACCACACGGCGGCUUUACCUUACGGUAAGCUUGCCAGUCACCUAUAUCACGGCCAGGCAGUGCUUCUAGUUGAUAUUCCCGGUACCGCCGAUUCGCCUGCGGCACCCAACGAUCCUAAGUCGCCCGAUCGCCUGUGGAGCAGCGUGCUCGAUUGGGUCGAAGAGCACAAAGACCAAUAUGACUUCAACCCUUCACAAAUUUUAGCGCGCGGUAUCAGUACGGGCGGCUACUAUGCCAUGCGCAUCGCGCAUACUCACGCCGACCGACUGCUCGCCGUGGUCGCUCAGGGCGGAGGCAGCCACCACAUGUUUGACCCGGCGUGGAUCCAAGCCCAAAACCAUAUGGAGUAUCCUUUUGCGUUGGCUGAGGCUCUGGCUUACAAAUUUGGGUAUACGGAUGUAAAGGAAUACGCGUCCGGUAAUGCACGGGAGCGUUUCAGUCUUCUUGAGAGUGGAAUAUUCGAUAAGUGCUGCACCCGGCUGUUGCUGAUCAAUGGCAUGGAGGACAGUAUCUUCCCUAUCGAGGACAGCAUCCUUCCUCUGCGACAUGGCAGCGUAAAAGAUGUGAGGCUUAUCGAUGGGAGAACUCAUAUGGGGUUUCCAGAGGCAGAAACAAUUCAGCGUGACUGGCUCUUAGGAAUCCUUGCGCAGGAAGACGAACGUAAUGGACGACAAAGCAGAUAGGUGGAUCGAAGGAAGUCAUCGGGUUUCGUAUAUGCGUAAGUAUUAGACUAUCAACCACCUACCUGCAGAACUGUCUAUCAGGGGUAUUGCUGCUACUAUCUAGUCGGAGUGCAUGCCAUAUGCUAUUUCCUGA